Molecule: messenger RNA, 3262 nt
Organism: Salvelinus fontinalis (brook trout)
Lineage: Eukaryota; Metazoa; Chordata; Actinopteri; Salmoniformes; Salmonidae
Product: cysteine sulfinic acid decarboxylase-like
Exons: 14
Coding region: 760-2352 (530 amino acids)
Biological process (GO): carboxylic acid metabolic process
Cellular component (GO): cytoplasm
Molecular function (GO): pyridoxal phosphate binding; sulfinoalanine decarboxylase activity
Source: RefSeq, a predicted model, not a curated record
CUUUCUUGCACAUUGAUAUAUCUUCAUGGAGUCAGAUAUACAUUUUGAUAGACUUUGUUAAAGGUAGACUCAGCGACCUGACGGGUUGCAUGCGAGCUAUAUAUGUAUCACGUAGUAGCCACUUAAUCAAUGUCGAUCAUUAGCUGAAUGCUAAUUUUGGCUACCAGCUGAACCAUAGCUAAACAGCUUAUACAUUACAACUUUAGCAUAUAAAAGUGAGCUUAGAACAAAACUGGCUUAAUUUGAUUAACAUCAUGUAAAUCAUUACAUGAGAUGAAAGUGAAUUGGGACUGAAAUUGUUUCAUUCACUGAGGAGAUGAACCCGCCUGCUGCUGCCUUUCCAUUUGAAAUGACCAUUCUUUUACCGCGACAAUUAAAACAUUAAAACAGGCUAUUACUGCAAUUUCAGGUAAACUCAUUAAAACAAGAUUCAAAUAUAUGGAAAAUGUCUACACAGUUCAGCUGUUUUAAAAAGAUAUCUCUGCUAUUAAGAUUUUUUUUAUUGUACGAGCAUUUGGCUGUAGACAAUUCUAAACUCUACUGCUUGGGAUGGGGGCAAGUCUAGGAGGAGUCUCGCACACUACCUACGAAGGUGACAUAGGAGAUAUUAAAAAUGUAUACUACAGUAAUAUGUGUACACGCAGGUAUUAAACUCUCUUGUAAAUGUACGUAGUGUAAAUUACCCCUUUAGAAAUGUGAAAUUGUUAAGGGAUGCAUUUGCUCAAUUGUUUGAUCUUAUUUGCAGUGUGGUUUUAAGUCAUGAGUCAACUACCUAGAUUCUGGAACCUGGGAUGGUCUUCCUUCAUUGACUGGUGGAGUAGUCAGAUUGUUUCAGAGCAAGACUACGUGACAACUACAGGACCUUCUCAACCCUAUGGUCAGCAGCACCUGAAUGAACCUCUUCUGGACCACAGAGAGGGUCAGCUCUUCCUGACCGAGGCUUUUAAAAUCAUCCUUGAGGAGGUGCUAUGUAAGGGCAUAGACGUCAACGAGAAGGUGUGUGAGUGGCGCGAGCCAGAGGAGUUGGCUACUCUGCUAGAUCUGGAGCUGAGAGAGAAUGGGGAGCAACAGCACCAGCUGCUGCAGAGAGUACGGGACGUGGCCAAGUACAGCGUGAAGACCAAUCAUCCGCGGUUCUUCAAUCAGCUCUUUGCCGGGGUGGACUACCAUGCCUUGACAGGACGAUUCCUUACGGAGGCUCUUAACACUAGCCAAUAUACCUAUGAAGUAGCGCCAGUGUUCGUCCUGAUGGAAGACGAGGUACUCUCCAAGCUACGUUCUCUAGUUGGGUGGGCACAGGGAGAUGGCAUCUUCUGUCCAGGCGGUACCAUGUCUAACAUGUAUGCCAUGAACCUAGCACGCUAUCGGGCCUUCCCAGAAGUUAAACUUAAGGGGCUGUGGGCCCUCCCUCGACUGGCUGUCUUUACAUCUCAAGAGAGCCAUUACUCUGUGAUGAAAGCAGCUGCCUUUCAGGGUAUUGGGACAGAGAACGUGUUUAAGGUCAACGUGGAUGAUAGGGGUUGCAUGAUUACAGCUGACCUUAGUGAGAAAAUUGAGCUGGCGAAAUCUCAAGGGGCAGUACCAUUCCUUGUCCACGCCACGUCAGGAACGACUGUACAAGGUGCCUUUGACCCCCUGGAGCCCAUCGCUGACAUCUGUGAUAGACAGGGGUUAUGGAUGCAUGUUGAUGCAGCCUGGGGAGGGAGUGUUCUCUUAUCAAAGGAACACAGACAUCUCAUGAGAGGAGUUGAGAGAGCCGAUUCAGUAACUUGGAAUCCACACAAGAUGAUGCUGACUGGCUUGCAGUGUUCAGCCAUUCUGCUCAAGGACACCACGGACCUGUUAAAAUGUUGCCACAGUGCAGAUGCAACAUACCUCUUCCAGCAGGACAAGUUCUAUGACAUGAGUCUGGACACAGGUGACAAGUCGAUACAGUGCGGCCGUAAGGUUGACUGCCUGAAGCUGUGGUUGAUGUGGAAAGCUGUGGGGUCACAAGGCUUGGAAGAGCGUGUGGACAGGGCUUUCGCCCAUACAAGAUAUCUGGUGGAGAAGAUGACGAAAAGAGAGGGCUUUCAACUUAUAGGGAAGCCUGAGUUUGUGAACGUGUGUUUCUGGUUCAUACCACCCAGUCUGAGGGGAAAGGAGAACAGUCCAGACUACCAGGAUAGAUUGUCAAAGGUGGCUCCAGUGAUAAAGGAGCGUAUGAUUAAGCAGGGUACUAUGAUGGUGGGCUACCAGCCUCAGGGUGGACGAGUCAACUUCUUCCGCAUGAUAGUCAUCUCUCCGCAGCUCUCCUACCAAGAUAUGACCUUCUUUCUGGAUGAGAUUGAGAGGCUAGGGAAUAAUCUGUGAUAGUCAUUCUAGUUAUAGCCUUGAAUCUCCAUUUAUGUCACUGACUCCCAGAAUCUGUUUUGUGUUUUCUAACAAUAAUAUUACUUGUUUUUUUACAGUUUUAGGGAAGCUACUUUGAAAAUAUAGUUUACCAAGCUACUAAUUACUUCACAAUGGAAGAAGUUAAUAUACCCUUAAGAUAAACAAUUUACUUAACUAAAGUUACAUUGAAAGGGUAGCUUACUACAUCCAAACUACUUUGUGAUAAAGUACAGUACCAGUCAAACUACUCAUUCAAGCGUUUUAAUACAUUGGUGUUUUGUGGGUACUAUUUAAUGAAGCUGACAGUUGAGGACUUGUGAGGCGUCCGUUUCAUUAAACUACACAUUCUAAUGUACUUGUCCUCUUGCUCAGUUGUGCACCGGGGCCUCCCACUCCUCUUUCUAUUCUGGUUAGAGCCAGUUUGCGCUGUUCUGUGAAGGGAGUAGUAUUUAACACUUUUUUGGUUACUACAUGAUUCCAUAUGUGUUAUUUCAUAGUUUUGAUGUCUUCACUAUUAUUCUACAAUGUAGAAAAUAGUAAAAAUACAGAAAAACCCUGGAAUGAAUAUGUGUGUCCAAACUUUUGACCGGUACUAUAUAUAUAUAUAUAUAUAUAUAUAUUGCAUGGCCUUUAUGUAUUAUUUGGUUGUAGAACAUGAUGCAGGAGAUCCUUCUGAAAAAUACCCAUGACAGAUGCCAAGGGAGGCCUGAUCCGUGCCAUGAUGCAUUGAGACAGACAUAGGAGCUCAUGGGCUGUGGGCUGCAGCAGAACCGUGUCAACAUCCUGGACACGGUUGCAUGGAAGAAGUCGCCCCUGAAUAAACAGUGAACUUGAGUGACCCAACGUGCCUGGAUUAAAGAUGGCCUUGUCUGAGAAGGGUGGAUUCUUA